Messenger RNA from Nicotiana tabacum (common tobacco), 833 nucleotides. The record is from RefSeq and is a predicted model, not a curated record. NCBI's taxonomy places the organism in Eukaryota, Viridiplantae, Streptophyta, Magnoliopsida, Solanales, Solanaceae.
UUGACGAUUAAUUGUUCCACCAAUUGAAAUAAUUCAGAAUGCAUGAUUUCUUCCUAUAAUAUUUCUCAAUUGCAUCUUUCUUUCUCUAAUCUUUUACAUUGAAAGGAUUAUUCCAAGCUUUGUAAUAUCUAGAAAAAAGUCUUUUCCUACAACAUAAUCUCCUACUUCUCUCCAUUGUUACUUUCUCUUAUCCCAAAACAAUAACAAUGGCUAGAAAGAUCGCGAUCUUUGUGGUGUUGUGCAUGGUUGCACUAGCUGCAAACCGCGCAUAUGCCCUAACCUGCACUGAUGUUUAUACUUAUUUGGAUGAUUGCGAACCUUACCUUACAAAUCCAGACCAUGAGCAUGAAGGUGAUCUGCCGAAGUGUUGUGACGGCGUUAGACAAUUAGAGGUCACUGUCACCACCACAAUAGAUCGUCAGACUGCAUGUACUUGCCUGAAAUCUGCUGGUGAUACUUUUAUAGGAAUUGAUUGGUUCAAAGCUGCUCUACUCCCUAGCUUAUGUGGUGUCACUCUUCCUUACACUAUUAGUGCUGACUUCGACUGCACCAAGGUCAUAUAAGGAUGAUGAACUAUCAAUCGAAUUUACAACCGCACAAUUUGGUAGUAUGCAAUAAUGAGAAGAAUAAGAUGAGAUUAUAGUCUUAAAUCUGACUAAUGGAUCCCUUUUGUAUUUUUUACAAGUUGUUGUCUUUCUUUUUUCUUGUUUUUCCUUUUUUCUUUUUUGUGUGUGUCGCUUUUUGAGUCUUUGACAAAUCUUGUCCCAUUCUGUGUAAUAAUUAAGCGGUUGUAUUACAAUUUCAACUUAAUAAAACUAAGUCAUCUAUCAGUA